AGAUUCUCAAAGAUGCAAAUUGUCUGUCUGGGACUACUUCUUUUCUGUCUGACCUGGGCAGAACCAACGGUUCAACCACAGACUGAGAAAACUAAGCAAGACUGUGUAGAAGAACAGAGGAUAACGUACAAGGGUCACCAUGAGAAACAUGGGUAUUAUAUUUUUAAGUAUGUUUACAGAGCAUCUGGGAGGAAAAAUCAAACUAACGAGAAGCAGGAAGAAAACAACAAAAUCAGUCUUCACCAUUCUGGGAAGAGAAGAAAUCAAGAUCCAGCACCUAAAGGAAACAUUGUGCAAGAAAGAGAGAAAGACUUGUUCCUUUUUGAAGUCAAUAAAAAUAACCAAAUUAGUAAACCCCCAAAUCUUUUUGAAAAUAGACAGACAAUAAAUGAAGACUACAGUAUUAGUAACAAUGAAAAUGCCCACAAUAACCUAAAGAUGCCCAUUUACCCUGAACCCACUGGGAAUAAUGGGUCUGAGGAUGGAGACAAUGUUAUCAGUAAACUACAUGACCAGGAAGAAUAUGGUGCAGCUCUCAACAGAAAUAAUAUGCAACAUAUAAUUGAGCCAGAAGCUGUAAUUAAGCUGUUGGGGGAAGACAACAAAGAGCUCAAACCCAGGAAUACUAAUGGCAAAAUUCCAGCAAGUGCACACUAUGCCAAAAAUCUCUCAAAAGGCAAGAAGAAUUAUCAAAGAGGUCCGCAAGCCCCAAAUAUUUCAGUAAAAAGCAAAAGUACCCCCCAUAUCAAACACAACACUGGCUAUCUAAAGCAGUUCCCCAAACUCAACAAAAUCCCCAGUGAUUUUGGAGGCAGUGGCUAUCCUGAUCUUCAAGAGAGGGGGGACAAUGAUAUUUCUCCUUUCAGUGGAGAUGGCCAACCUUUUAAGGACAUUUCUGGUAAAGGAGAAGCUGUUGAUCCUGACUUAGAAGGUACAGGUGUGCAAACGGAGUUGUCUGGCCCAGGUGCACCUGAGACUAUUAACCCUGAAGCAGGAGGCCCAGGUUACAGUGACAUCCCAGAAAAAGCAGAAGGUAGUAGAAAUGCCAUUGGAACCAGGGAUGAAACAGCCCAAGAGGCAAAUACAGUGGAUGUAAGCCUAGUGGAGGGCAGCAACGACAUCAGAGGUAGCACCAAUUUUCAGGAACUCCCUGGAAAAGAAGGAAACAGAGUGGAUGCUGGCAGCCAAAAUGCUCACCAAGGGAAAGUAGAGUUUCAUUACCCUCAUGUGCCCUCAAAGGAGAAAAGAAAAGAAGGCAGCAGUGAUGUUGCUGAAAGUACUAAUUAUAAUGAAAUUCCAAAAAAUGGCAAAGGGAGUAGCAGAAAAGGAACAGAGCAUCCUAACAGGAAUCAAGUGACCUCAAAUGAAAAUCAAAGAUUUCCAAGUAAGGGCAAAAGUCCAGGCCAGCUCAUUCCCUCUUACGGUCUUGACAAUGAAAUUAAAAAUGAAAUCGGUUCCCAUGGUGGCCCCAAUAACGAGAGGACUGGAACAACACACAGUGGAAAAAAUCAGUAUGCAGCCCACGGACAAAAUCACUCUACAUGGAAUAAGGGUGUGCCUCAAAGGAAAGGCUCCUGGGGCUCCAGAAGACCCCAUUCCCACAGGAGGUUUAGGCCGCCUAAAAGACAGGACAGCAGCGAAUCAUCUGACAGCGGCAGUUCCAGUGAGAGCGGUGGUGACUAGUCUGCUAGUCCUUCCCAGCAGGACGAAGGUUCGAGAACCUAGACACCCGUGACUGGCAGGUGAAGGAGAGCCACCUGAGAG
Pteronotus mesoamericanus is the source of this 1764-nucleotide messenger RNA. RefSeq names its product matrix extracellular phosphoglycoprotein (gene MEPE). Gene Ontology annotation, molecular function: extracellular matrix protein binding. The record is from RefSeq and is a predicted model, not a curated record. Gene Ontology annotation, biological process: biomineral tissue development. Gene Ontology annotation, cellular component: extracellular matrix. NCBI's taxonomy places the organism in Eukaryota, Metazoa, Chordata, Mammalia, Chiroptera, Mormoopidae. The transcript has 4 exons. The coding region runs from base 13 to 1683 and encodes 556 amino acids.